CUGGCCGUGGUCUAGGGUUCUAAUGAACAAAGGAAAUGACACUGAGGAGGCCUCACUUGUUUUUCAUGAUUCCAAACCGGCUUCUGGUAAUUCUCUAUCUUUUUGAAGUAUCCCCAACUUGAUUUGCUAGAGCUUAAACUCCAGCUUGGUGGCACCCUGGGAACUGCCUUCAUUAGAACCUGGCUACCCACGUGUCCUCGUCCUUCGAGACCCCGGGUCUCGUAGACGUCUCCAGGGGUCCCCACGCACCUGCAGGUCCUGCUUGGGAAGGCGAGCAGGACCAAGCACACCGCCAGUGACUCAACGAUGCAUCCCCGCCCACCUCGCGCCCCACCCCACGGCCCGCCACGCCCACACACGCAGCCCCGCCCCCCGCGAGGAUCUUGUGGCCACGCAGCGUUUGGCUCAGCACGAGGCGGGGCAGGGCGCCGUGGGGGUGGGGCUUCAGGCCCAGCGCGCGCUUCAAUUGGCUCUCAGAGCUGCCUUUUAGACAGCACGCAGACGCCACUAGCCCGCGCCUUCCGGCCUCCUCCCCGGCUGCUGCUUUGGCGGGAGUUGGCGGGCAGGUGUGAGGUCAGCUUCCUCUGGAGAGAGAGAGAGGUGGAGGUGGCUGGUUCCCAGGUCUUACAGACCCCCGUGGACACCAUGUUGGAAGCCCAACUCCAGACCCAGCAGAGGAGCAGCCAGAAUGGUCGGGAGACAAGCCUGUGGUCCUCCGGCUUUAGGAUGAAGCUGGAGGCUGUCACCCCAUUCCUGGGGAAAUACCGCCCUUUUGUGGGUCGCUGCUGCCAGACCUGCACCCCUAAGAGCUGGGAGUCCCUCUUCCACAGAAGCAUAAUGGACCUAGGCUUCUGCAAUGUGAUCCUGGUGAAGGAGGAGAACACCAGGUUUCGGGGCUGGCUGGUUCGGAGGCUCUGCUAUUUCUUGUGGUCACUGGAGCAGCACAUACCCCCCUGCCAGGAUGCCCCACAGAAGAUCAUGGAAAGCACUGGGGUGCAGAAUGUCAUCUCAGGGAGGGCCCCCGGAGGGGCUGGGGAAGGCCAGGUGUCCAGCCUUGUGAAGAAAGUGGUACAGCGCAUCUUGGGCCACAUCCAGACCCCACCCCGCCCUUUCCUGCUCAGGCUCUUCAGCUGGGCAAUGCUGCGGUUUCUGAACUGCCUCUUCCUGAACGUGCAGCUGCACAAGGGCCAGAUGAAGAUGGUCCACAAGGCCGCCCAGGCGGGCUCGCCGCUCGUCCUCCUCUCUACCCACAAGUCACUCCUGGAUGGGAUCCUGCUGCCGUUUGUGCUGCUCUCCCAGGGCCUGGGUGUGCUCCGUGUGGCUUGGGACCCCCGCACCUGCUCCCCCAUCCUCAGCGCUCUGCUGAAGCAGCUUGGGGGACUUUUCCUGCCCUCAGAGGCCAACCUGUCCCUGGACAGCUCUGAGGGCGUUCUUGCAAGGGCUGUGGUCCAGGCGGCUGUGGAGCAGCUGCUGCUCAGUGGGCAGCCCCUGCUCAUCUUCCUGGAGGAGCCCCCUGGGACUCAGGGGUCUCGGCUGUCAGCCCUGGGCCAGACCUGGCUGGGACUGGUGGUGCAGGCAGUCCAGGUGGGCAUCGUCCCAGAUGCUAUGCUGGUGCCAGUGGCCGUCACCUAUGACCUGGUUCCAGAUGCACCCCGUGACACAUACCACGCCUUUCCCCCCCUGGGGCUGUGGACAGGAGCUCUGGCUGUUCUUCGGAGCCUGCGAGGCUGGGGCUGCAGCCACCGGGUCUGCAUCCGUGUACAUCUGGCCCAGCCCUUCUCCCUGCAGGAAUACACCAUCAACGCCAGAAGCUGCUGGGGCAGCAGGCAGACCCUGGAGCAGCUGCUGCAGCCCAUCGUGCUGGGCCAAUGUACCCUUGUCCCAGACACUGAAAAAGAGCAGGAGUGGACCCCAGUAACUGGGCCCCUUCUGGCUCUCAAGGAAGAGGACCAGCUCCUGGUCAGGAUGCUGAGCCGCCACGUCCUGAAUGCCUGCGUGGCGAGCUCGGCGGUGAUGAGCACGGCCAUCACGGCGACGCUGCUGCUAUUCAAGCACCGGAAGGGCGUGCUCCUGUCACAGCUCCUGGGGGAGUUCUCCUGGCUGACAGAGGAGACGCUGCUGCGUGGCUUUGACGUGGGCUUCUCAGGGCAGCUGCGGUGCCUGGUGCAGCACACGCUGAGCCUGCUGCGGGCGCACGUGGCCCUGCUGCGCGUCCAUCAUGGGGACUUGCUGGUGGUUCCUCGGCCCGGCCCAGGCCUCAUACACCUGGCCCGCCUGAGCGCUGGGCUGCUGCCCGCCUUCCUGAGCGAGGCUGUGGGUGCCUGUGCUGUGCGGGGGCUGCUGGCGGGCAGGGUGCCGCCUGAGGGGCCCUGUGAGCUGCAAGGCAUCGAGCUGCUGAGCCAGAAGGAGCUGUACCGCCAGAUCCUGCUCCUGUUGCACUUGCUGCCGCAGGACCUGCUGCUGCUGCAGAUCUGGUCUGGCCUCGCCUCUGGCCAGGCCCCUGCCCAGCGCCUGGCUCUCCUGAGGCCACGUGGAUGCCUUUCUCCCCAGCCCUGCCAGUCUUCCUACUGCUACUGUCAGGAGGUGCUGGACCGUCUCAUCCAGUGUGGGCUCCUAGUUGCUGAAGAGAACCCAGGCUUCCGGCCAGCCUGUGACACAGGGCGGCAGCAUUUGAGUGCAAAACUGCUGUGGAAACCAAGCGGGGACUUCACUGAUAGUGACAGUGAUGACUUUGAGGAAGCUGAGGGCCGGUACUUCAGGGUACGUUGGGAGAAGCCACCAGGGGAGGGAGGCGGUGGGAGCUGCUCUUACCCUGGCCUGUCUUCCUCCAGCUCAGUCAACAGUCACGCUGCCCUGACUUCUUCCUCUUCCUCUGCCGCCUGCUCAGCCCGCCACUCAAGGCUUUUGCGCAGGCUGCCACCUUCCUCCACAAGGGACAGCUGCCGGAUACUGAGUCGGGCUACGUGGAGCAGCUGUUCCGGUUCUUACAGGCCACUGCCCAGGAGGAAGGGUUCUUCGAGUGUGCAGACCUAAAUCUUGCCAUCAGUGCUAUCUGGACCUUCAGAGACUUGGGGGUACUGCGGCAGACACCCAGCCCCGCGGGCCCCGUGCUCCACCUGUCAUCUACCUUUGUCAGCCGGGACAAUCAGGAAAAGCUGGAACAGUUCAUCCGGCAGUUCAUCUGUAGCUAGAGCUGUGGGGAGGAGCCGUGCUCAGACUGCUCAGCCCCAGAAUACAGCCGUGCCCCCGAGCCAGAAGACAGCAUGGAGCUGCAGACCCUGAGCUGGGCUAUAAAAUCUUUUUACAGUCUGAUGGUCCUUUGCCCUCACUUGCUUUCUCCAUCCUUUGGUGCAGUAAAUGAGAGGACUGGAUGAGUCCUCUUUUCCCAA
Molecule: messenger RNA, 3389 nt
Organism: Vicugna pacos (alpaca)
Lineage: Eukaryota; Metazoa; Chordata; Mammalia; Artiodactyla; Camelidae
Source: RefSeq, a predicted model, not a curated record